Gavia stellata (red-throated loon) is the source of this 1119-nucleotide messenger RNA. It is a transcript of the gene POU3F1, whose product is annotated as POU class 3 homeobox 1. Gene Ontology annotation, cellular component: nucleus. Bases 1 to 1119 code for a protein of 372 amino acids. Gene Ontology annotation, biological process: brain development; regulation of transcription by RNA polymerase II. The transcript has a single exon. Gene Ontology annotation, molecular function: RNA polymerase II cis-regulatory region sequence-specific DNA binding; DNA-binding transcription factor activity, RNA polymerase II-specific. The record is from RefSeq and is a predicted model, not a curated record. Lineage: Eukaryota; Metazoa; Chordata; Aves; Gaviiformes; Gaviidae.
AUGGCCGCCACGGCGCAGUACCUGCCGCGCAGCGCCGCGCUGAUGCACCCCGACGGGGACCGGCUGCACCAGGGCACCACGUACCGCGAGGUGCAGAAGAUGAUGCACCACGAGUACCUGCAGGGGCUGGCCCCCGCCGCCGGGCACGCCGUCGGGCUGGCGCACCACCAGUGGCUGCCCAGCGCCGGCACGGACUGGGGCAGCGGCGGGGGCGGCGGGGGCGCGCACCUCCCGCCCGCCGAGCACGCCAAGGGCGGCCCGCCGGGGCCCCGCGAGGAGCUGUCCGCCGCCGCCUUCCACCACCGCCCGCACCUGGUGCAUCAGCCGCCGGCGGCGGGCGGCGCGGCGGGCGGCUGGGCGCAGGGCGGCGCGCACCACCUGCCGCCCAUGUCGCCGCCGUCGGGGCAGCCGCUGCUCUACGCGCAGCCCUACGCGGGCCUCAACGGGAUGCUGGGCCCGCCGGCGCCCGCGCUGCACCACGGGCUGCGCGACCCGCUGGGUGCCGAGGAGGCGGGCGCCCACGAGCUGGCGGCCUCGCCGCCGCCGCUGGGGCCGCCCGAGCCGUCGGACGAGGACGCGCCCAGCUCCGACGACCUGGAGCAGUUCGCCAAGCAGUUCAAGCAGCGGCGGAUCAAGCUGGGCUUCACGCAGGCCGACGUGGGGCUGGCGCUGGGCACCCUCUACGGGAACGUCUUCUCGCAGACGACCAUCUGCCGGUUCGAGGCGCUGCAGCUGAGCUUCAAGAACAUGUGCAAGCUGAAGCCGCUGCUCAACAAGUGGCUGGAGGAGACGGACUCCAGCACGGGCAGCCCCACCAACCUGGACAAGAUCGCGGCGCAGGGCCGGAAGCGCAAGAAGCGCACCUCCAUCGAGGUGGGCGUCAAGGGCGCCCUGGAGAACCACUUCCUCAAGUGCCCCAAGCCCUCGGCGCACGAGAUCACCUCCCUGGCGGACUCCCUGCAGCUGGAGAAGGAGGUGGUGCGGGUCUGGUUCUGCAACCGACGGCAGAAGGAGAAGCGCAUGACGCCGGCCGGGGUCCCGCACCCCCCUAUGGAGGACGUUUACGCACAGGCGGACACGUCGCCGCUGCACCACGCGCUGCCCGGCGCCGUGCAGUGA